Messenger RNA from Medicago truncatula (barrel medic), 651 nucleotides. Its product is annotated as 7-deoxyloganetin glucosyltransferase. The transcript is spliced from 2 exons. Gene Ontology annotation, molecular function: quercetin 7-O-glucosyltransferase activity; quercetin 3-O-glucosyltransferase activity. The record is from RefSeq and is a predicted model, not a curated record. The coding region runs from base 1 to 651 and encodes 216 amino acids. NCBI's taxonomy places the organism in Eukaryota, Viridiplantae, Streptophyta, Magnoliopsida, Fabales, Fabaceae.
AUGGUUCCACUAGUUACUUGCUUAGUUUCUGAUUGUUACAUGUCAUUUACCAUACAAGCUGCUGAAGAGCAUGCACUCCCAAUUGUUCUCCUUUCCCCAGAUAUUGCAUAUAAGAGCUACCUGACGAAUGGAUAUCUGGAUACCAAAGUAGAUUGUGUUCCUGGAUUGAAGAACUUCCGGCUAAAGGAUUUACCUGACUUUAUAAGGAUUACAGACCAAAAUGAUUCUAUGGUAGAAUUUUUCAUUGAAGCGGCAAAUCAUUUUCAUAGAGCCUCUGCUAUUGUUUUUAACACUUAUAAUGAACUUGAGAGCGAUGUAUUGAAUGCUCUCUAUUAUUCUAUGUUCUCUUGUUUGUAUACCAUUGGACCUUUACCUUCAUUAUUAAAUCAAACUCCACAUAGUCACUUGGCAUCGUUAGGUUCCAAUCUUUGGAAAGAAGAUACCAAGUGUCUUGAAUGGCUUGAAUCCAAGGAACCUGAGUCUGUUGUUUACGUGAAUUUUGGCAGCAUUACAGUUAUGACUCCAGAUCAACUGUUAGAGUUUGCUUGGGGAUUGGCCAAUAGCAAGAAACCAUUUUUGUGUAUCAUUAGGCCUGACCUCGUCAUUGGUGGCUCCUUUAUUUUGUCAUCUGAGUUUCGGAUAGAGGACUAA